Molecule: messenger RNA, 1647 nt
Organism: Caenorhabditis briggsae
Lineage: Eukaryota; Metazoa; Nematoda; Chromadorea; Rhabditida; Rhabditidae
Exons: 3
Coding region: 1-1647 (548 amino acids)
Source: RefSeq, a predicted model, not a curated record
AUGUCGUUCAACAUAAAGAAUGAAUCGAAAGUCUGCCAAUUACAUCACAGAAGUAAGCAUAACAACAAUGUGAACGUCGUGUGCGAGCUGUCGGAGAAAAUCGGGUCGCCGCAAUUUGAGAACGGAGAAUGGAUGGUGCCGAGCGACGUCGUUGGGUUGAAUGGCAAAAAACCUAAAGUCGUCAAGCUUCGCUUCCAUCCGUCCGUCUCCCAUAUGUCAUCGGGAGACGCGGCUCUCCAUCAGGCCGCUUGCCAGAGCGCUCUUAAGGUUUGUUUCCCCGUAGCAAACAAGAUAAUUCAGUAUUGUUUUCAGUAUCUCGAUCUUCUUCUCGAAGAGAGCGUCUGGACCAGAAAAUCCGAUCAGGAAGAUCAAUUGUUCGGAAAGCAACUCGACAAAAUUGUCGAACUUCUCGUCGAAAUGGAUAAGGUCCUCGAGAUUGACGUAUCCAAAGUCGGGCUCACUUUUCUUCACAACGAACUAUUUGACGAGUUCGUCAAGCUGAUCUCAUGCAAAUCGAUAUCUUCCCACCUUCACACAGUCAUCUCAGAAGACGACGCCCAUCAAUCGGCAGAGAUUAUUUUUGAAAAAGACGGGAGGUCUCGAAAACUGAUCAGUCUCGAUUUCGACGCGGGCUAUCUGAAAUCAUCGGAAUCGGGUCUUGACUGUGUGUUCGAAGUCACAAAGUCGUGUUUCACAUGGGUGCUUCCACGUGUCGACGAGGAUGAGGACAAUUCCCCACCAAAUGUCUCACAGAAGCUCGACUGUUUCAUAUGGGUCGACGGAAUCAAACUUGAUAUGCCUGUAUACUCCCCAUGUGCCACAGUAUUCCACUAUCUGGACAAACUUACCUCGUCUCUUGCAUCCCUCUCCGCGUGCCCAACAUCGCCGAACGCCAACGGAGUUCUUCAGAAAGUUUCUAAUACUCUUGUUUCGGAAGCAAUCGUCGGGUUGGAUAAAUCAGAAGCUCCUCAUCUUCACAAGUUCAUUCUCAACAUUACACAAGCGCCGCUGAUGAUUACCACUGACUUUGACCACGAAUCGCUUGACAUCUAUUCGGAUUCCGAAACCAAAUUGACUAUAUCUCCUACAGAUUCAGUCGAUUCCGGGGUCUCGCUAUCUUCUCCUACUCGUCAAUGUUCUUUUGAUGAUGAUGAUGAUGAUGGAGAUGAUGAACUGUCUGCUACGUCACCAGUAAUGCGCUCGCGCUCCAGAAGCGAGAGUUGCUCAUCACUUAAAGGGAUUCUGAAAUGGCCACGUCGUGCUGCGCCUAUUAGUCGUUUCGGUGUUAAGCCACACCUUAUGAGGUCGUACUCCGAGUGUCAUCAUGACGACGCCGCGUACCAUCCAGUAAUGCCGUUCAGAUUCUCUGAGGAUGACGAAGAUGCAUUCCAUGAGGAAGACGAUGACUCAUCCGACUGCUGCGUACUUCCAGCUGCUCCACGCAAGAAGAGCGUGUCAUUCAGUGAACGUAUCGAACAAACUCGUCUCUUCAAUAGUAACACCAGCAUUGAAUCUCAAAGACGGAAAAACUUGAAGAAGACCGAAAAGAAGAAGAAGCGCGAGAACUCGCUUGCUUCAUCCAUUGAAAGUAUUCAUGAGGAGGUUGCCGGGCGCGUCAGCCCAGGAACUCGUCACCAAACUGUUUAG